Molecule: messenger RNA, 1794 nt
Organism: Oryzias melastigma (Indian medaka)
Lineage: Eukaryota; Metazoa; Chordata; Actinopteri; Beloniformes; Adrianichthyidae
Product: small integral membrane protein 32
Exons: 2
Coding region: 808-1239 (143 amino acids)
Source: RefSeq, a predicted model, not a curated record
CAUCACUCCAGUGUGAGACAUUCCCCACACUGGCCCAGAAAUGGACCCGAGCUGGGAACACACAGUCUCUCAUCUCUCUGAAAAUGAGGGUUUAUGAGGAUGGAUGGAUGGAUGGAUGGAUAGAUAGAUGGAUAGACUGAUAGAUAGAUCAGGUGACAUGCCCCCUCCUCACCUUCCCUUGAUGUGCAAUUCUCUCUUUCCCUCCCUCCCUCUGUCACACACAAGCACCCCAGGCAGCAGAUCCUCGGCUCUCCACUAACCCGUGCGCUGGUGUCUUUUGUCCGACCUCCUUUUAUCUCGACUCAGUGCCACCGAACCAAUCGGUGUCAAUAGAUCAAUAGACAGACCGUCGCAGUAAGUCAGCCUCGACAUUUGACUGGACAAAAAAAGGGCAACCAGAUGACCGGACUUUACAGGGACGGCUCUGCGCGCAUCCAGACGAUGUUUCACUGCGCACAAGCGCGACGCACAAGAUUAGCCGCCUGUGUGCGCACCGUUCACGACCACCGCUGAACUCCAUCAGCUCUGCCGGACGCUAAAGUCUUCAGAAUACGGCUGUAGUGAUAGUUUAAGAGAAAGAGGACUGCGUACACCACUCGCGCUCUGGGACCGUUUGGAUUUAAAAGCCAGCAAGUGGAGAAUGACGGUUGUUUGGUUUGGAAACUGGCUUUUUUUGGUUCCAGUGACUGAGGGGUGAAGCGCUGGUUCCCCGCAAAAAUCGGGUGCACUUUCAGGGUUCAGCGCAGCCGCGGGAUCGCUGCGCGUCCUUGGUGGAGCUGGAGGAGACGCAGCCGGGGAUUCUGAGGAAUGCAGAGCCGAGGUUUUGAUUUUUCCAGACCACCUGCGAAACUCUGCGCAACAAACCGUCCGUCGUUGCUGCUGAGCCCGCGGGGCACCAUGCUGAGGCAGAUCCUUCUCAAUUCCACCGACUCCCCAGACUUUGACCUGAUGCUCAUGGCCCAGUCCCCCACAAACGCCCCCUCCUCCCUGAACGCCUCUCACGGCAGCUCGGUGAGCGUGGCCGCGCUCCUGAGACCCACCACGGGGAGAGGAGGCGCGGGGCUCCGGGAGGGCGAGCUCCACAAGCCGGACCUCAUCACCUACUUAGUCAUGUGCCUACUGCUUUUCUUGUUGGUGCUGCUUAUCGUCUUCUUCAUCAACUGCCAGCUCCGGAACUCUUUCUUCGCCUCCAUGCCAUAUGACAGGUCCCUGAGAGAGGCCCGGACCUCCUACAAAUAAAGUCCCCGCGGGGCAUUCUGGGAGGCUUGGUGUUAAGUGAUGAAUCUACUCCUGAACUGUUUCUGGAUCCACAAACCUGGAAUUAAUGAAGGCUUCUGUUGCCACACAUUUAGCACUUAAGGACCCAUGGCGUCACCCCAUAACAUUUCCAACAGCUGAGGCAAAUUAUCAAAUAAUAGCUGUAAUUGGUGACUCAUAGGACUGUUUUGCCUAAAAGGGAGCAGAGAGCAGCAGACUGAAUAGGUGAACUGGGAGUAUAGUCUAUCACAUGCUGUGAUUCAUUCCUGCCUUUUUAAGAUGCAUCCCUCUCAACGUAACCCCCUUCACAUGCAUGAACCUCAGAGCUGGACACUGGCUCAGUCAAAAUGAUUUUUUAAUCUCCCUUACAGUCAAGAUAGAAACUGCUGUCCUAAGUUGUGCUGUGAAAUAUUUUGUAAGACUAUCUUCUUGUCUUGUAAAACAGUCAUAUCUGCAAACUUGUUGAUUGUGAUAUGAUUCAGUGACAAAGUGUACAGGCUAUUCCAGCACAUAAAGACAAUUCGUCCUCAAAUACUA